This is a messenger RNA of Procambarus clarkii (red swamp crayfish), 5903 nucleotides long. Its product is annotated as protein kinase shaggy. The record is from RefSeq and is a predicted model, not a curated record. Gene Ontology annotation, biological process: negative regulation of canonical Wnt signaling pathway; signal transduction; protein phosphorylation. NCBI's taxonomy places the organism in Eukaryota, Metazoa, Arthropoda, Malacostraca, Decapoda, Cambaridae. Gene Ontology annotation, cellular component: cytosol; cytoplasm; axon. Gene Ontology annotation, molecular function: ATP binding; protein serine/threonine kinase activity.
AAAAUAUUAUCUCCUCACUCUGGGUAUUUAGCGCCCCAUAACCCACACGGUAAUAUUCUUCGCGGGUCACAGGAGGGUCAAAAUUAGCCAGGGAAGGCGUGAGGUGUAGGCGAGGGCCAGAAAAUGGAAGUAGAGCGAGCCGUCUGCUGGGUAGGGACGUGAGGAUCAAUAAUGGAACGCAUCUCAGUAAGGCUGUGAAUAUCCAGAGUGCACAGCAAGAGGAGAAAUCUUUGCAAAUCCCACUAAUGUAUUGGCCCUCCGUGGCGUAUUUCGGGGGUUAUGGCUCCCUUAUAGUGUGUACAUUAUAGUGAUAAGUGUAGCGAGAUGGGCGGUGGAGUGGUAUAGCAGGAAACAUGGACCUGCCUAGCGGAGCUGGGCUCGUGAUUCUUUCGUGCGCGUGAAAUGAAACGGGAUUUUCGUAAGUUUCCUCCUUAUUUGAACCUUUUCGACGAUGAGUGGACGACCCAGGACUACAAGCUUCGCUGAAGGGAACAAAGGACCGCCUUCAGUUUCCUUCCCGGGCAUGAAAAUAAGCAGUAAAGAUGGCAACAAGAUCACGACAGUUAUUGCCACCCCGGGUCAGGGCUCAGAUAGACCUCAGGAGGUAUCCUACAUGGACACGAAAGUCAUUGGCAAUGGCAGUUUUGGUGUGGUGUUCCAAGCCAAGCUGUGCGAGACUGGGGAGCUCGUCGCCAUCAAGAAGGUGCUGCAGGACAAACGCUUUAAGAAUCGAGAACUUCAGAUAAUGAGAAGACUAGAACAUUGUAAUAUAGUUAAACUGAUGUAUUUCUUCUAUUCCAGUGGAGAUAAGAAAGAAGAGGUGUUCUUGAACCUAGUGUUAGAGUUUAUCCCAGAGACAGUAUAUAAAGUAGCAAGGCAUCAUAGCAAACAGAAACAGACUAUACCAAUCAGCUAUAUUAAGUUGUACAUGUAUCAGUUGUUCCGGAGCCUUGCGUACAUUCACUCUUUGGGCGUGUGUCAUCGUGACAUUAAACCCCAGAACCUCCUUUUGGAUCCUGAGACCGGGGUCCUUAAGCUAUGUGACUUCGGGAGUGCCAAGCACUUGGUACGUGGGGAGCCCAAUGUGUCGUACAUCUGCUCUCGUUACUACAGGGCCCCAGAGCUCAUAUUUGGGGCUACCGACUACACCACCAAUAUUGAUGUAUGGAGUGCGGGAUGCGUGUUGGCAGAGCUGCUGCUUGGGCAGCCUAUCUUCCCAGGUGACUCGGGUGUUGACCAGUUAGUGGAAAUUAUUAAGGUUCUUGGCACACCCACCCGUGAGCAGAUACGGGAGAUGAACCCAAAUUAUACGGAGUUCAAAUUCCCUCAAAUUAAGUCUCAUCCAUGGCAAAAGGCAUUGAUGACUCGCAUGGCUGAUUCUGCUAACAAUGAUAAAAAACAUCAGAAGCUUAGAGUAUUUCGUCAGCGUACGCCCGAAGACGCUAUUAACCUUGUCGCUCGGCUGUUAGAAUACACCCCUUCGGCUCGUAUCACUCCACUGCAGGCAUGUGCACACAAGUUCUUCGACGAACUCAGGGACCCCAACACCAGACUACCCAACAACCGGGAAUUGCCACCCCUUUACAACUUUACCGAACAAGAAAUCAAGAUCCAACCUGAGUUGAACAGCAAACUGAUUCCUCCACAUUAUCGUGGGGAACCAGCUAACAGUAGCACCGGAGGCGGCUCAUCUGCUGUGGACUCAUCAGAGGGUGCUGCAGCUGCUGCUGUCAAUGAUAACUGAGUUAAGAGGUGGUCAGCUCAGCCAGCCACCCCUGCAGCCUCCCCAUUUGCUUCCCUGCCCCUUCGUGCCGUGCCAUUGACUACUCCAAUGUAGAAUAAGGCCGGGGUGAUGGGGCUGAGGAGGCCUGUCUUCUUGGGCGGAUAGCUGUACCUCAAGCUGCAGUUUGGCUGUAAAUUGUGCGGCCCUCGUGAUGUGUAAAGUGUAAAUACAUUGAACAAUACUGUACUAGUGAAUGACUCCCCAGGCUUGAGGCACCUAGCAGCCACACCGUUUGCUUGUUAUUGCAUACACUGUUGUGCCAGUGUGGCUGGGCCCAGGUGUCCUCGAUCUUGAGGCAAGAGCUUGGUGCUGACGGCUAGCCCUCGGGUGCCCAGCCCACUGCAUGCGUGGUAGCUACUGCUCAUGGGGUCGUUCGAGCACCCAACUCCUCGCCCAGCAGUGGAACCAGCCUCGGAUGCGUUGUAAUUGUCUUGGACUAUCAUAGUUAGGUCCAUCAUGUCUGCACCAAGUUUUGUAGGCCACUGUUGCAUGGGAGUGUGUAUGCUCUGACGAGGUGUAUAGUUUGACCAACAGCAAUGUGCUCCCUCUUGGUAUUCUGCUGCCUCCCACCUCCCCUGCUGUCCCCUUACCUUCUCACCUGCAGCAGCUAGUUCACCCCAAGCCAGUGCUAGUGAUGAGUUGUGAGUUGUUGGUGUGUCACACUGAGUUAGUGCCAAUGUUACUUGUAGUAUCACCUCUGUUUGCCCGCCCUGGGCUCACUUUGUUCCUGCUCUUCUGCUGGGGACACCAGCUUCCCAUGUAGCAUCAGUGUCCCUGGAGUUGAAAAAAAAGCAAAAAGUUUAUUAUUAUUAUUAUAAUUAUAAGGAGGCCAGUCUGGACUUCAGUGAUCCCUAGACAGCACAUACUCUACCACACUAUCCCAUCACCAGUAGUGGGCGAGUUAGGGCUCGUCACCAUAUUUUGUGAUCUGUAACCAUCAUAGUGUGGAUCGUUGCUGGUUAUGGCCGAGGUUGUACAGCUGAUGGUAGGAUAAUCUAGGAUUGGACGACAUGCUUGUGCUACACGCGUGGAAGUCGUUACGAUGAGGUUUGUGGUACUGUCCCUCUGAACAGGCUGAUGAACUUCUAGGCAUGGCAAGCAGUCUGUUGCUUGUCUAGCACUUUAAUGUUGGGUUUCCUCUUCUGUAUAUAGUGUUCAUUUUCACUUUGCCAUCACAAGUACAAUUUAUACAUAGACAGUCCUUAAAGUGGUCUCUGCAGACGACCAGGGCCCUUGGCCACCAUGUAGUUCAUCGCAGUAUUUGAAUGGAUGCUACUCUUCCAUGGAUCCUGUGUGAUCCUCUGUACUGUUCGAUUGCUGGUGGGGAGAGGUGUCAGGUGUAUCAUAUUUGUCAUUUCAUUUCUUUUCUUUCUAAUUAACCCUAUUGUAUAAGUGGUUGAGCAGGAAGAUAAUGCUAACUCGGUAAACUACACCCUUCCCAUCCCCCAUCCCUCGGUGGUUUUGUCCGACACCAUCCAACCAGUGACACUUGCAUGGAAGCCUAGUUAUACCAUCAGUGAUUAGGAGCUUUAGAAGGUCGUACUACAAUAAGGUUCAUUUUUAAUAUCCUCAACUGGAAGCAACCACUUGAACCUCAUUGAACUAUGUCCAGGGCUUAUAAUUACUCUUUUUAAAGCAUUUGCUCAUUCAUGUUUCUCAUUUAUUAUGAUGCAGUGGGAGACAAAAUAAGUAAACAGCCUGGUUGCUAUUUUUUUCUCAUAGCAUGGAUGAUAUCAUAGUUAUAAAGGUAUUAUAAUAAUAUGAUUGGUAUCGCUAUGGUAGGUACAAAACGAGUAUUGUCCUUCUUGUCUCUUGGAUACACAGACCGCAUCAGCAGUUGAGCUUUAAAAUAAUUAAUGAGGUUUCAUUUCUAUAUAUAUUACAUAGUAGGAAGUAAAGCCUUAUUUUAAUCAAAUCAAAAAUUAAAGCUUACUUGAAAGCUUUACUCUUCCUCCAGUGAGACUGUCCAUUCUCCAAAUCAGAUUUGUUUAAUUGCAUAUAUCUUGUCAUUUUUAGUCAUAACUUGGUGAAAACCUCUUCACAGUCAUGAUUUAAGGGCAUCUAGCCCACCAAUACCUCGAUUGUCUGUGGGCCCAUUUAAUAAAUAUUUUGGUUAUUCUCAGUUUUGGAUUUUGACUGCUGUAUUCAUUUCACAAUUGACAUAUGUACAAUUUCUAGACAAAUCACAUGUCAUAAUCUCUUAUUGUGGGUAACUGGGAAUUAAGUGGGUCAAGCAGUUCUUUGAGGCAUUGGUGCUGGGCGCCAAGACUCUCACAGAUCAUUUAGGGCCUAGGGCAAGUAAAGUGAAGCAGGAUGGGCUAAUAUAUAUACAUAUAUAUUCAUUAGCCAACAGUUUCGAUUAUUCAGUCUCGUUUGUGCAGGAUGUGGAAUUUUGAGGUUUGUGUAUGGUUUACACUGAUUUCAGGAAAUAAGCUUAAAUUGUACAUAGUGACAAAAAUCUCAUGUUCUGAAUGCACGGGUACUGAGUAAUUGUGUUGGUGAGCAUCUCAUCACCUAGUAUAUUCUGCUACUCAUCCAGGGCACGAAAUAAUUUCCUUUCAAAUAUUGUAGUAAAAUGGACAAGUUCAGUGUUGGCCAAGUUUUAGAUGGGACUCUCAAUUAGGUUUCAUAUUCCGUUUCAUAGUGCAAAAUAAUGAGCCAUUGUGGAAGUCCCUGCAUCGGAAGGACAUUCACUGAAUACUUCAAUACAUAAAAAUGCAGUGCUGGGCGUUUAUGGGUAUUGCUGCAAAAAAAAAAGUCAUCCUUGAUUUGUGGCUUGUUCACUCAAUAGAAUGAAACACAAUUUGUGCAGAAGUAAUAUAUAUGUAUAUGUAUAUAUAUAUACACAGUAUGUAUAUAUAAAUAUAUAUAUAGACUGCAAUGUAGUGAUAGAGGUAGAAACUUUUGCUGGGAGGGGACAUGGCAAGAUCAGGUGUGUGUGCAUGUUUGUGCGGUGGGUUGUCAAGACAGGAAUGAUUAUUGAAUGAAAAUUCAAUUUUACUCCAUUGGGUGUCUAAAUUUGUUGUGCUAAGGGUGUAUAAAAGUAUGAAAUCGUUGAUGAUCCCAAGUUCCCCUUUUGUAAAAAUAUGAGGAUACCAGGGUAAGUUUCGCAUAUAAUACCUCAUGUACAGAAAAAAGGAAGAACAGUAAGAUGGAUAUUGACAAUUGAGUUAUAAAAGCUCUUUGUUUUUAAUGCAGAACAGAUCUGACAACCCAAGCACUACAAUAAGGAGCUGUUACCAGUUGACAGAUAAGUUUUGCCACAAUAGAGGGCUUAAUGGUUUAUUAUUAUUGUUUACGUGAUAGGCGUAGCAAUUGACCUGAGAGUUGAGGUGGAGUGCUCAACUGUCUGUCAAUGGUGUGACACACGGCCGCGACACUUCUCCAAGGUAUACAACGCCAAACUGGGGAAAUGGCCGAACAUGUCGAGAAAACUGACUCGAACCCGUAGUAGGAGGGUGUUGAAUGUAUCCUUUGUGGUAUGAAUUAACAUUGCUCAAGUUUCUCCUGUUCGUGUAUUUAUUGUUAUGUUUUGAAAGGGUAGAGAACGUCGAGAUAAGUGAUAAUACUGUUUUUACUUCAACAGGUUGAAAUUUGUUAGUACUGAUAGAUAAUGUUCUGCCUAAAGUAUCUCCAUAUUACAAGAAACAUUAGCUAUCAGUCAAUUAUAUUAAUUUACAGUGAAUUUUUCGUGAAGAUUUAAUGCAGGUUAGGUAUAUAGCAGGCCUUGGAUACAUUUAGGAUGGAAUAUAUAUAUAUAUAGGGGAUUUUGGAUGGGGCACUAGUAAAGUUUGAUAUCCACACACAUGGGUAUCACAUAUAGCUUUCAGCCAAACUAGAUGUAUGUGGACAAACACGAGCCCCUUUGCCGAGUAGUGUCGCGGCCCACUCUUGAUGAGGGAAUCCUAUCCUGAGUUCACAACACCUUAGCCAAUAAUAUUUGUAAUUACCCUAAUGUAAAAAUGUACUCUAAUGCUUAAAGUGUGCUUUUAAAUUAAUGUAGAUGCAACUGUUCUUGUUCUUAUGUUUUUCUUAAUGGAUGUACUUUUAAAUGACAUGUAGUACAUGUACUAAGUUUAUAGUAUAAUUGUUUUAAUAAAGAGCAGUUGUAUUACUGUCA